AUUCAAGUUGCACUAUCAGUAAGUUUCAGUCUAUCACUCGAUCGCCUUCCGAUCGUGCAUAUUUUACAAAAUAACGCAUCAAAAUAACCAAAAAUGGGCGAAUCCGAGGCUGAGAUAUUCGAUCGAAUAAUGGAGCUUGUCGGAAAUGACGGAAAAUUCCAAAACCGAUUCAACUUCCUCUUCAACUUUUUCGUGUGUCUCUUUGUGUCAAUGUCCUACAUGAACAUCGUGAUGGUUUUGAACGAGCCGGAUCAUUGGUGUCAUGUGCCGGGAAGAGAAUUAACGAAUUACAGCAUCGAAGAAUGGCGCGAACGAGUACUGCCAACUGAAUUAGAUAACAAAAAGAAAAUGUCAUUCAGUCGGUGCAAAAUGUAUAACUUAACUACGACAGAAAUACUUGAACUUGAUACUCAUGAGAGACUAAAUAUUAGCGACGAGCAUCAUAUAAGUUGCACAAAUGGCUUCGAUUACAACAAAACUUGGUAUGAAGAAACUGUCGUUUCAAAGGAAGAUUGGGUAUGCGAUGAUGCACUUUACGUAACAAACACCUUUUCCUUCAACCGUUUGGGAGAAGUUGUCGGUACUUUAAUAUUCGGGCAAUUGGGCGACACAAUAGGACGUCGACCUGUUUUCAUUUGCGGCGUUUUCAUCACAAUCUUUGGAAGAGUUGCUUGUCUCAUUACUUCAGGAACAUAUUGGCUUUUUGCUCUUUCUUCAAUUUCGGGCAUGUUAACAGCUUUGAUGUUAUUUCAAUCGCCCUUAGUUAUUGCCAUGGAGAUCUGCAAAGGAGAGAAACGAGCAAAAAUCUCAAUGAUUCAAUGUUACGGAUGGACUUCGGGAAUGGUUUUGAUGCCUUUGAUAUUUUGGGCGGUGCGUGAUUGGACUCCGUUUUUAAUGUUUACAACUUUUCCAUUGCUGUUCGGGAUAUUUUUCCCGAAAUAUUUGAUUGAAUCGCCAAGAUGGCUCGGAAAUAAGGGAAAAUACGAUCGAUGUGCGAAAGAACUUCAAAAAAUCGCAGAUAUUAACGGGACGAAUAUUAAAGUUACGGAAGUUAUGAUAAAAGAAAUGUUGAAAGAUCAUAAGGUUGAAAAAGUUUAUGGAAUGGCGUCAUUUUUAACAAGCAAACGAUUGGCUUUGAAUACGAGCAUUAUGGCUUUAUGUUGGAUCAUCGUUACAAUGGUAUAUUACGCUCUCGUCAUCAACGCUUCAAGAAUGGAUGGAAACCCCUUCCUGAACUUCAUUUGGCAAAGUGCAAUUGAACUUCCGGGCGUUUUUGCGGGCAAAUACAUGGGAGACAAGAUCGGGCGUCGUUUCACCCAAGUUUUAGCCUUUUUCUGUGCCUUCAUCGCUUGCAUUCCAAUCCUUUUUCUCGUGCAACAUCCCGAAUAUUCAACUGUCGUCUCUUUACUUGCAAUAAUUAUUCGGUUCAUGGUUUCAAUUAUUUUCUUUGCCGUUCAUCUUCAAGCGAUGGAAAUUUAUCCGACUUGUUUGCGUCAAACAGGUUUCGCUAUAAUGACAAUUGUAGCUAAUCUCAUGGGAUUAUUAGGUCCUUACAUCAUUUAUUUGGGCACCGAAUUCGAUGUUCGUUAUCCGUACGUGAUAUUGGCAGCACUUUUUGCUUUGGGAACGUUUGGAGCGCUAUUUUUGCCUGAAACAUUGGGACAAUUGUUGCCUGAAACGAUUGCCGAUGCGCACGAAUUUGGAAAAGGACAACCGUUUUGGGGAUUGCCGAAGCCAAAUAUUCCAUCAAAACGUGCAAAAAGCGAAAAAGAUGCAAAAGAAAAAUUAAAUCAGGAAAAAUUUGCGCCUUAAUUCAGUAUUAAAAUAAAUUUUUAAAAA
Molecule: messenger RNA, 1839 nt
Organism: Culicoides brevitarsis
Lineage: Eukaryota; Metazoa; Arthropoda; Insecta; Diptera; Ceratopogonidae
Product: carcinine transporter-like
Exons: 4
Coding region: 94-1812 (572 amino acids)
Biological process (GO): transmembrane transport
Cellular component (GO): membrane
Molecular function (GO): transmembrane transporter activity
Source: RefSeq, a predicted model, not a curated record